UCUGAUUCUUCUUCUUACUUCUCUCCGAAUAACUGAAGUCUAGUCAAGGAACAUUCACUCUUCCGGUUGAACAUUGAAGUUGGUUAUAGAAAUAUUCAUCAUGGUGAAUGUCCCUAAACAACGCAGGACGUUUUGUAAGAAGUGCAAAGUCCAUAAGCCCCACAAGGUAACACAGUACAAGAAGUCCAAGGAACGACAUGCUUCCCAGGGUAGGAGACGUUACGACAGGAAACAGCAAGGUUACGGUGGCCAAACAAAACCUAUUUUCAGGAAAAAGGCUAAAACCACCAAGAAGAUUGUGCUGAGGAUGGAGUGCACUGACUGUAAAUACAGGAAACAGAUUCCUCUGAAGCGCUGCAAGCACUUCGAGUUGGGAGGAGAUAAGAAGAGGAAGGGCCAGAUGAUCCAGUUCUAAUCUUUUUGGUAUUGUUGAUUCAUUAAAAUGUCCUUUUAAUAAACUUUUCUUGUACUUGUUA
Molecule: messenger RNA, 476 nt
Organism: Homalodisca vitripennis (glassy-winged sharpshooter)
Lineage: Eukaryota; Metazoa; Arthropoda; Insecta; Hemiptera; Cicadellidae
Product: 60S ribosomal protein L44
Exons: 4
Coding region: 101-415 (104 amino acids)
Biological process (GO): translation
Cellular component (GO): ribosome; cytosolic large ribosomal subunit
Molecular function (GO): structural constituent of ribosome
Source: RefSeq, a predicted model, not a curated record